AUUUUUGAGCGGGAAAUUUUAUGAGGUGCGAAAGCCACUUGCAUGUUGUGCUUUUCUUUGAAAUACAAGUAUAUUUAAACCUUUAUUAACCUUGCAAGCCUUUUCUGCUUAGUAAGAAACUUUCUAGUAUUUGUUUUAUUACCUAUGCUAUGAGGUCCGUCAAGUCCGAGAAUUUAUUUGAUUUUUAAGUGCUACAAAACUCCUGUUUUGCUCUCAAGAUGGCUAACAGUAGCUCACGUAGCUUUAUUUCAUCGAAUUCCUCCGCUGAAAUGCCUCAAAAGAGUCUGUAUUUCACUCCAGCAAACCAACUUGGUGGCCGCAUAAAUACAAGCUCCUUAUCUUCAUCUGGAAGAGAUAACAGGAACAAUAAGCGUCGUCUAUCUUCUGAUACAGAGAGUACUUUUUUGGAAAGGAAAAGACCACAGCCAUUAAGCUUAAUUCCUACGGCGACUCGUACUUCUCUGUCAUCGUCUGCAAAUAGUAGCGCCUGUAGCACUGGCAGGCAGCAUAAUAAUGAAGAUUUGUGCGAGGAAGAUGUUGUUUCACACAGAAAUAUGAAUAAUGGCCGUCUUUUUGAUGAUGAUGAAGAGGGUAGCGGAACAGUCAAGACUGUUUUGUCAACAGUCUGGAGUGGUGGCAAGCUCGGGGCAUCUUACUAUGACACAGACAAUGCACAGAUAUACCUGAUGAUGGAUAUAGUUGAAACAAGUGACUUUGAAAUACUAAAAAGAGUAAAAGAUGAAAUCAAACCAGACAUCAUUAUAACAAGCUCAAAGCAAGAUGACAGAUUUCUUGCUGUACUUGAAGGGCAAGAGGGAGAAAAUAAUGAGGAACCAAUGGUUAAAGUUAAAGAAAUUGAAAUUUUACCCACAAUUGAUUUCUCUUUAGAAGUAUGCAAAAGACGCAUUAUAUCAAUCAAUGGACUGCCUGGGAUGCCCCAGCAUUUUAAUGACAUGGAAAGAAAUGUGUUCUUCAGCUCUCUUAUUCCCUUUGACAAUGUAAACAUGGUUCGUUCAGCUGGUGCCUUACUAAAGUACCUUGAGAAGAAACGAUUUGGACUGGAACUAGAAGACCCUGAUGUGCCCGUUCCUAUUCUUGCUCUUAAAGUCUUUUCUUUACAAGACAUGGUCAUCGUUGAUGAUAACACUUACAGUGCUUUGCAGAUUUUUAGGAAGGAGACACACCCUUCUGUCUACAAACAGGGGACAAGCUCCAAGGAAGGACUUUCAUUAUUUGGUGUUAUGAAUCGGACAAGGUCAAGUCUUGGGAGUCGUUUACUCAGAAUAUGGUUUAUGAGACCAACAAGAAACCUUGACGUGCUUAAACAAAGGCAAACAGCCAUCGGCUUUUUCAUGGCAUCAAGAAAUCAAGAACUUGUUGCUUCUUUACAAGACUGUUUGAAAAACAUGAAGAACAUAUCGAGAAUACUUAGUAGAAUGAAAACUGCCCAGGCUUCAGUAACAGAUUGGCAAGCUUUGUAUAAGACUGUGUACAACGCCGUAUAUCUAACAGAUUUAUGCAGAACAAUUCCAUCAGACAUCAAAAUUGCCACAAAGGUGAAAGACCAUUUUACCCACGAUCUGCCUCGGAUUGCCAGUCUCAUUAACAAAAUCGUAGAUUUCGACGAAUCUGUAGAACAGAAUCGUUUCGUUGUCAAGCCUGGAGUUGACCCAGUAUUAGAUGAAAAAAAACGGACUUAUAACGGGUUACCUGAUUUCAUGACAAAAGUAGCUCGCGAGGAGUUGAACAAAUUACAGGCUUCCAUCACAGAAUGCAAUGUCAUUUAUUUGCCACAGUUGGGAUAUUUACUCGCGAUUCCACGCACUGCUGACAUGAAAGAAGAAAAAGACUUUGAAAUGGAUGGCCUUGAAUUUGUUUUCCUCUCUAACAAUAUGGUUUACUAUAAAAGUCAAAGUACGAAAGAACUUGAUGAAUUGCUUGGCGACACACAAUGUGAAAUAACAGAUCACGAAACAGCAAUCAUGCAUCGACUACAGUGCAUUAUUCUCGAUCACACUAAGGUUUUGCUUGGAAUGAUGGAAUGUGCCGCAGAAUUUGAUUGUUUGCUUUCCCUGACGAUAUGCGCACACGAAGGCUGUUAUGUUCGUCCGGAGAUGACCUCGGAACCGAUCUUUGAUAUCAAAGGUGGAAGGCAUCCUCUGCAAGAGCUGUGCGUCUCCCAGUUUGUACCCAAUGACACAGUAAAACAAAAGGACAAAGAUAGAAUGACAAUCAUAACUGGGCCAAAUGCAAGCGGGAAAAGUGUCUAUCUGAAACAGGUUGGACUUAUCACAUUCAUGGCUCAUAUCGGUAGCUUUGUUCCUGCCGAGAAAGCUACUAUAGGGACAACUGAUAGGAUCUUUACUCGCAUUCAUACUAGAGAAACAGUUUCUGUUGGUUUAUCGACCUUUAUGAUCGACCUUGGGCAAGUCGCUACUGCAGUUCAAGAAGCUACAGAACAUUCUUUGGUUAUCAUUGAUGAAUUUGGAAAGGGAACAGCAACGGUGGACGGUCUUUCGCUCUUGUGUGCAACCUUAAAGCAUUGGAUAGCUAAACAAGAAAAGUGUCCCAGGAUCGUCGUAUCUACACACUUUCACAGUCUUAUCCGACAAAGCCUUUUACCAGAUACACCAUUUGUACAUUACCAGACAACUGAGGUAAUGCAAGAUGGCGAGGAACUAGUAUUUCUUUAUCAACUAGUAGAAGGCCAUGCCAACUGUAGCUAUGCUUGUCAUAUUGCUCAACUAGCUGGAGUUCCCGCGGACCUUGUGAAAAGAUCUGCAGAGGUCUCUGAGAUGAUAAGAUGCAACAAGCCUUUGCAAAGAAGAGAUAGUCUUAGUUUAGAUGUUCAACAAAAAAGAUUCAGUACCAUUGUAAAUCGAUUCGUCGAUCUCAACCUUGAAGAAGACGAUCUCAGUAUGUUUCUAUCGACGUUCGUUCUCCCAGUAAGCCAUGGCCAAAACCCGCAAUAACAUGUGAAAAAUUUCCAUAUCUGUCACAGCAUGAGCGUUGAAGCUCCAAAAAUAACGUUAUUCACAGUAUGAUAUUACUAUUUCUACAACUUACAAGAUGUUUGCUGGUUAAUCCUUAUUUAGGCACAUCAUUAUCUACCUUAUUUUUAAGUAUCGUGACGUCAAUAGCAUAUACAUGAGAAUGCACGUCAUGCUUAAGCAGUUGUGUGUGACAGGAAAUACGUCAUUAUCACGUUGCGCCACAGGUGGCAGUAGUGCUUUUAGAGCUCUUAAAAAAAAUACUGCAGCGUCACGCAUACGUUGGCAAAUGACGCAGCUUUUAUGAUAAACAUAGAUGAUAAACAUUUAAUGCAUUAGAAUCUAAGGCCCUCUAAGAUGGCCGUCAUCGUUCAAACGAGUACAAACAAACAAGCCAAACACUGAGUAAUCGGAUUGGCGUCAUUAAUAGACGGAGGCUGCUCGAUUAACUAUGUUUUAAGGGAUUGGAGUGACUAAAAUAGUGAAAAAAUUACUUAUGUUGCUAUUAAGUUGGUUUUAUAGACAAAAUAUAUUUUAUAUCAAUUUCAGUACUUUUUCCACAAUUACUAUGCAUGAUAUUUUCACUGAUGAAAUUGUCUGUCGAAGAAUAUUCUGCAAAAGCACGACAGAUUUUGAGAUAUUUUUGUACUUUAAAUUGAAUUAUAUUCAUCAAAUAUUCUUUUUAUGAACUCAAGUUAUUCAUAAAAAGUAUUCGUUUUUGUCGAAAAUUUAGAAACGCGAAAAGAAAGAAAGAUURAGAAUCUGGAUUUUAAGACCAUGGCAAGAAUAGUCGUAAUAUCGUAAUAUACGUGUGGGCUUAUUAACUCUGUCUCAAUAYCCUUUAAUUGUAUUUAAGUUUUCUCCUUGUGUUCAUCAAAAAAACUCUUUCUUUACAUUCAAAUAUAUGAGAAACAGGAACUGUAGUGUACAUCGUUCUGUAUAGAUUAACCUUUUCUACAGACACAUCAGUACGUUUCCGUGUAGUCCCUUCACAUUAUUCCUGUUUCACUUUCUAUGACAUCAAUACUACGUCACUCCUAAGAGAGCUUUGAUUACUAUAAGUAUGUUGCAACAGCCUGUGCAUUUAUCACUUUUAGUAUCGCGUACAUGCUGGAACGAGACAAUAUUACGUAUAAGUUUGCCUCAUAUCAUUGCGAAACUCAACGAGGCGAUCAAAGGCUUAGAUAGCCUCCACCCCCUCAGGGGCUUCUUGCUCUUGACACAGGAAAUCCAAAACAGGAAAAAAAGAACUAAAAUCGGUGUUA
This is a messenger RNA of Exaiptasia diaphana, 4255 nucleotides long. Its product is annotated as mutS protein homolog 5. The transcript has 26 exons. The record is from RefSeq and is a predicted model, not a curated record. Gene Ontology annotation, biological process: mismatch repair; chiasma assembly. The coding region runs from base 219 to 2972 and encodes 917 amino acids. Lineage: Eukaryota; Metazoa; Cnidaria; Anthozoa; Actiniaria; Aiptasiidae. Gene Ontology annotation, cellular component: nucleus. Gene Ontology annotation, molecular function: ATP binding; mismatched DNA binding; ATP-dependent DNA damage sensor activity.